This is a messenger RNA of Pseudozyma hubeiensis SY62, 3852 nucleotides long. RefSeq lists its product as hypothetical. Gene Ontology annotation, molecular function: DNA-binding transcription factor activity, RNA polymerase II-specific; sequence-specific DNA binding; zinc ion binding. The transcript is spliced from 2 exons. Gene Ontology annotation, biological process: DNA-templated transcription; positive regulation of transcription by RNA polymerase II. Lineage: Eukaryota; Fungi; Basidiomycota; Ustilaginomycetes; Ustilaginales; Ustilaginaceae. Bases 1 to 3852 code for a protein of 1283 amino acids. The record is from RefSeq and is a predicted model, not a curated record.
AUGGGUGACCGAGCAUCGGCAGCUGUUGGUCGAUAUUGUCGUCUGUCUCCCAUCACCGCUUCCACAUUCAUGGCUAUUGCAAUCAUGUCCACUACAGAUCCAGGCCGCAACAGCGAGUCAAGCAUGGCAGCCAGCGACAUCGCUGGUCCCUCGAACCUUCCUGCGACCAAACCCGCUAAGCGCAAGUCAGACAAAACCCGAGGAUCGCCGUCCUCAUCAGACGCAGCCGAUGUGCACGGCGCCAAGCCGCUCGCAAGGGCUGUGCUUGUAUGCAAGAGGUGUCGCUCCAAGAAGAUCAAAUGCGACCAGGCUUUCCCGGCGUGCGGAUCCUGCGUCAAAGCUGGCGAGCCAUGUGUCGGCAUCGACUCGGCCACCGGUCGCGAGGUCAGUCGCAGCUACAUUGUCGACCUUGAGCAUCAGAUCGCCGAACUUCGAGCACAGAACGUGGAGCUGGAGCGCCUCCUGGCCGAACAGCCUCCUGCGCGUCUCGCCGAAACUGCUUCAUCGUCGCUCAAGCGACCCCUGCAGCACGUCAAGGCAGAAUUUCCUCUCGACAGAUCCGAAUCAGCCGCCUCGCCCGACAGUCGGCCCGCAAAGCGUGCAGCUGCCUCUCCUCGCGGCGAGCAGGAGGAAUCGACAUCCGGUCAAUUGCUGCCAGGCCUCAUUCUUGGACCUGCCGGAGUCGAGGUAGCGGCGUCCACAGCGAACGAGAACCUGAAAAUGAAUGCACGGCCUUCGCUCGGCCGUCUUCACUCCCAUGCCAGCGGCCUCUCCCCGGCGCGUCUCUUGUGCCAAGCCAUUCAACAUUCCGCGCAAGCUGGGCUCCGCAUCCGCGAUCCUGGCUCUGCCUCACGUACGAGAAAAUUUGGCGCUCAGAGCCUCGGCGAAGAUCUAAACAAACGAGCAAGAUCCGUUUCGUCCCGAGACGCAGCGCUGCGAGGAGGUGAAGCGCGAGAUGAUCGCAACAACGCGGCCGCAAGAAUGGAGGUCAUGUCGCCUUCACCUCAUAGUGGCACCGCCACGCCAUCGGACGGAAAGAAAAAUUCACCUUUCGACGAUGGCGACCCCAUGCAGUAUGCUACCGCCACGGAAACAGCUGACAUUACCGUUCCAGCUCCCGAGCAAGCCCUCAAACCGUCUCCGCUCCCUGCCCCCUUCCCGCCUCUGUCAAUCGCAAGGAAGCUGAUCGAUGCAUAUUUCGAGCGCGUCAAUCCGCAGCUGCCGAUUCUUGACCGCGCCUCUUUCAUGGUGCGCUUCGAGAGAGCGUGCAGCUUCGGUCUAGAAAGGGCAAAAGCCAAACUCUCGGCCGCAGAUCGACAGAAUCUGCGUGACAACGAUGACGACAGAAUCUCGAUGGAUAUGCAGCCUGCAGACGGCCAUCUUUUUCACCUCGUCUUUGCCAUCGCAGCUGCCAUGGGCUGGACGCGCUCGAAUUGGAGCGCCGAGAAUCACCACGAGGCGGCUAUGCACUAUCUUGAUCCUCGGCGCUUGACUGGUACAGGCCAGGAAGGCAACGUCGGUGCGAUCAUGGGACGCGAUGCGCUCGAACAGCUUCAAUGUCUGCUUUUGACGGCUCUCUAUUCGAUCAUGCGGCCCAUGAAGCCAGGUGUCUGGUACUGCCUUGGUGUGGCUCUACGCCUCACCACCGGUAUCGGCCUUUAUUCCGAGACAACGGGCGUUCUUGAAGCUUCGAAUCAAGCGCAGGAUGCAAGUGAGACCCUCAUCGAAAGGAAGCGUCGACUGUUUUGGUGCUCCUACGCUCUGGAUCGUCAGGUCUGCGUUCACCUUGGUCGACCUUUUGGGAUUGCCGACUCGGACAUCAAGGUAAAUUUGCCUUGGGUCGAAAACGAGACCGAAAUGGUCUCUCUUCCGAUGAGAGAAAGCGGGGGUCGCAGUGUGGACGAGGAUGGCGACUCAUCGACAGAGUUGGCACGCAGAGAAGCCGCUUCGACCUUGGCUGCUCUUCAGUCGAGCGUACACGAAGAGCAAGGCAAUCUCGGACACGGUUUUACGAUCACGCUGCCGAAACCCAAGGACGCGAGUCGUUGGGUGUCACUGUCUUUCUUCCGCAUGCGUAUCCUUCAAUCCGAGAUUCAGUCCAUACUCUAUCAGAACGCAGAGUUGCCUCGUCGAUUCGACUCGUACGCUCACUGGAAGACCGACAUCUUGCGCAGGCUGCACGCUUGGCGACGCUAUGCACCCUCCUCAAAGGGUGACCUUGAGGCCAGCGGCUGCGGGUACAACCCCAUCUUCCUCGAGCUCAACUACCAGCAAACUCUGCUCAUGGUGUUUGGGCUCAGCCCUCGUUUCCCCAACGCUUCUCGCAAGGACUUGGCCAGCGUUGAAGAAUGCAGUCGCAGCAUCAUCAACAUGUACGCGACACUGUCGAAGGAGGGUCAGAUGAAUUACACCUGGAUGACAGGCCACAAUGUCUUUAUCGCGUGCACUAGCUAUCUCUACGCGGUGUGGCAGAUCAGCGCCACGGACCCCGCCUCAUUCCGUUCCAGCGUCACGCUCGGUUUCCGUAGUAAAGUGGAUGAGAUCCACCACUUUGCCGCCGCAUGCGACAAGGUGCUGUCCUCACUUCAGUGGGCUACUGCAGAGAAGUGCCGCAAGUGCCUCCGCACUAUGUUCUACGCCACGUCUGUGGUAGUCGAGAAGAUCGACAGGAUGUCUUCAGCUUUGUCAGGUAACCGUGGGCGAUCAAAAGCGUCAUCCGAUCGACUUGGCAUCGACGGUCAAAUGGUUAAAGAGCAAUCCAGCAGGAGCCCGGCCAACAAGGCGCCCCUUGACUCGAGGGAGGCGGAUGCACAAAACGAACGAGCCGGCUCUCUUCUGUCCUCCAAUCGGACAGGGGCGACGGUAGCAAUCCCAGCGUCAACUCGGUCUCUGUACUCUCAAGAGCGGGACCGGCAACAACCGGCAAGCAAUCGAUCCCACGACCCUCCAUCGACAUCCCCUCAAUCCGAGUCCAUGGUGCAAGCUGCACGAUGGAAACAGGGUCUUCAGCCGCGAUCAUCGCCUGGCUCGAGCGUGCUUUGGCCUACUGAGAAUGAGACGCCGAAUCAGCACAGUCUGAUGGACUCGAACGGUCGCAGCAUCGAUCACCGCGCGAGGGUUACCUCGACACCGGCAGAAGCGUACGCCAGCGAUGCUACAACUCCUAGUCGAGGACUCGACGUAGGUUCGGCUGCUCUCGAUCCAGCGAGCAACGGCACCUCCUGGUAUGCAUUCAGCUCGGAGACCAGCCCGACAAGGCUGUUCCCAGACAGUCCUUCGAACUUUGACAUUUCUUCGUUGAUGGCCACUUCGGCGAUGGAGCUCGAUGCCCUCUUUCGCGAGGCAGGUCUAUCUACAGGACCCUCAAGCGACCAACGCGGAUGGCCUGACAAUAACGCGACCUCUCAUGGUCACGGCGCCUUUCAAACACCGCAGUAUGGACAUGACGGCAGUGCUCCCGAUGAGUCUGCUUCGCAAUGGAUGCAAGGCGAGGCAGCGGCGAGCCUUUACGACCCUGUUCACCAGAGUGUCUCGUCUGGGGCCGAGUCCAAGGGGAAGUGGGCUUUGCCGUCCAACUCAUACGCUAGCAGCGAGCACAUAGGUCUAGCAGGUGCGUUGGCUGAGACCGAAGCUUUCGAGACUGACUGGGAGGCGCUUGGAUUCGGUUACCGUAUGAGCGAGCCGUUUCAAUACAGUGGUCCGAUGCACAUGUUUGGAGAUCAGCAGGGCCAGCAGCAGCAGCAACAGCGACGAGAAGGCUUGCACCAAGGUGGUGGCAAUAUUCAGCAAGCUGGUCGUGGGGCAGGCACGGAGUUCGACACACGAUUUCUUGACUCGCACAUGGGAUUCUAG